Molecule: messenger RNA, 1128 nt
Organism: Budorcas taxicolor (takin)
Lineage: Eukaryota; Metazoa; Chordata; Mammalia; Artiodactyla; Bovidae
Product: cytochrome P450 2B4-like
Exons: 7
Coding region: 1-1128 (375 amino acids)
Biological process (GO): xenobiotic metabolic process
Cellular component (GO): intracellular membrane-bounded organelle; cytoplasm
Molecular function (GO): iron ion binding; heme binding; oxidoreductase activity, acting on paired donors, with incorporation or reduction of molecular oxygen, reduced flavin or flavoprotein as one donor, and incorporation of one atom of oxygen
Source: RefSeq, a predicted model, not a curated record
AUGGCUCUCUCCGCCAUCCUGUUCUUCAUUCUCUUCAUUGGCCUCCUGCUCCUCUGGGGCUGCCCUGCUUUCCGGGGCCACCUCCCUCCUGGACCCUGGCCUCUGCCCUUCCUGGGGAAUGUCCUGCAAAUGGACCAGAAAGGCCUCCUCAAGUCUUUCCAGGUGCUGCGGGAGAAAUAUGGGGAUGUCUUUACCGUCUAUCUGGGGUCUCGGCCAGCUGUCAUCCUGUUGGGGUACGAAGCAAUGAAGGAGGCUCUGGUGGAUCAGGCUGAAGCGUUCUCUGGCCGAGGGCACAUCACCAUCAUUGACUCUCUCUUCCAGGAACCAGGUCUGGGUCUUGCCAGUGGGAAUUCAUGGAAGGUUCUACGGCAAUUUUCUGUGACCACCAUGAAGGACUUUGGGAUGGGGAAGCGGAGGAUUGAGGAACGAAUCAAGGAGGAGGCUCAGUCUCUGGUGGAGGAGCUUCGGAAAUCCCAGGGGGCCUACCUGGAUCCUCAUUUCCUUUUUAACUCCAUCAGUGCCAACAUAAUCUGCUCCAUUGUCUUUGGUGAGCGCUUUAAUUAUCAGGACCCUAGACUAUUACAGCUGCUACAUUUACUUAAUGAAAUCUUCAUCAUUCUCUCCUCCUUCUACACCCAGGUGUUUGAAAUCUUCCCGGGCAUCUUGAAACACUUUCCUGGCAAACACAUCCGCUUGUACAGCAUGAUUGAAGAAGUGAAAGCUUUUAUCACUGAGAACGUGGAGAGGCACCAGAAGAUGCUGGAUCCCAGUGGCCCUAAGGACUUCAUUGAUUCCUUCCUGCUUCGCAUGGACAAGGAGCGCUCAAAUCCUGAGAGUGAGUUUCACCAGGAGCAUCUCGUUAACACGGUGCUCUCACUGUUCUUUGCUGGUACAGAGACCUCCAGCUCCACACUCUGCUUUGGGUUUCUACUCCUUCUUAAGAACCCUGGUGUCUUCGAGAAAGUCCAGGCAGAAAUCGACAGAGUGAUUGGUGCACACCGUCUCCCAGCUCUGGAAGAUCGGGCAAAAAUGUCUUAUACAGAUGCCAUCAUCCACGAGAUUCAGAGAUUCAGUGACCUAGUCCCUCUUGGUGUCCCCCACUCUGUCAUCAAGGACACUCACUUCUGA